Molecule: messenger RNA, 1252 nt
Organism: Diorhabda sublineata
Lineage: Eukaryota; Metazoa; Arthropoda; Insecta; Coleoptera; Chrysomelidae
Gene: Timp
Product: tissue inhibitor of metalloproteinase
Exons: 5
Coding region: 155-802 (215 amino acids)
Biological process (GO): negative regulation of endopeptidase activity; negative regulation of membrane protein ectodomain proteolysis
Cellular component (GO): extracellular matrix
Molecular function (GO): metalloendopeptidase inhibitor activity; protease binding
Source: RefSeq, a predicted model, not a curated record
GUUUUCAGUUCAGUUCGAAUUUCGUUGUGUAUCGCUUCGGUCGGUUUUUGUUGAAUUUUAGUAACAACACACGUGGUUCGAAAAUACUUUCGUUGAUGAUUUCGCGGUUUUGGAUUCGAUCAAUUUUCGGUGACAGUUUGCCCAAUUUCUCAUUAUGAAUACAAACAGGCUUCUUUUCACUUUUGGAUGUCUCUGUAGUAUUAUCGUUUAUUCAAAUGCCUGUUCGUGCAUGCCUCAACAUAUGCAAGAAAGGUUCUGUGAGUCUGAUUUUGUUAUUUUGGCUCGAGUGAAGAGAGAACAUAUAAUAGGAGACAGAAGAGUGUAUAAAGUUAGAGUAAAAAAGGAAUUCAAGACAUCGGAAAAAGCAAUAAUAGCUUUGAAAUCAGGAAAAUUGAUGACAGCUGCGCAAGAUUCACUAUGUGGAGUUAAUUUAGAUAUUGGAAAAACUUAUGUUCUAUCAGGUCGAAUCUACGCGUUACGAGCACAAGUAAAUUUGUGCGGUAUUCAUACUGAGUGGCAACAUUUGACGAAAAGACAGAAGAAAGGAUUAAGAUUACUCUAUAGACAUGGAUGUAAUUGCAAAAUACGGAGAUGUUUCUACGGAAGAUGCCACAGACAAAUCGAUAGUUGUACUUGGAGGAAUUCUUGCGAAUCCAACGAAGGAAUAUGUCUUCGUCAAAAUAACCAAUCGUGUAUGUGGGCUAAAACUAGAUUGCUAUCGACAUGUACGAAAGAAUGGAGAAGGAAUAGCACCAUCACCGCUGCUCGCAAUCACAGAUUCAACUUGAAUUUUUCUCACUAGUUUUGACAAUUGAUAUAUAAAAAAUAUUCACAGAAUGUUCAUUGGUGUGUUUCACUUUUAUUGAACAACUCAAACUAGUUGAAUUGGUCGCAUGGUAUUCAAAUAAUAAUUUAUAAUCACUGCAAAAGACGAAACAAAAUCUCAAAAUUGUAUGACAGUCACAUCUUCAUGUUUUUUAGCAGUUGUACAAAAGCCAAGUAAUAAAUUCAGAUAAACUAGUGUGAAAAUGAUUUCCUACACAGUAUUAAUUAACGAGGAAAACGCUUAAAUGUUAAUUGAAGUUUUGAAAUUUGAUUUAAUGUAUUUAAUCAAAGACUUUUUUUACCUUUAGCGAAUCAGAACUAAUUCUAUAAUUCUAAUUAAGUUAUUUUUCAAAUAACUAUGUAAAUAUAACUCAUUUUGUUAAAUAAUUAAGUUAUUAUUGUUAUUUGAAUAAAUUUAUUUCUACUA